Molecule: messenger RNA, 3420 nt
Organism: Ahaetulla prasina
Lineage: Eukaryota; Metazoa; Chordata; Lepidosauria; Squamata; Colubridae
Gene: FBXL18
Product: F-box and leucine rich repeat protein 18
Exons: 5
Coding region: 101-2254 (717 amino acids)
Biological process (GO): SCF-dependent proteasomal ubiquitin-dependent protein catabolic process
Cellular component (GO): SCF ubiquitin ligase complex
Molecular function (GO): protein binding
Source: RefSeq, a predicted model, not a curated record
CUUCGGUGUGCCGGCUGAAGGGAAAAACCGUAUGAGGCGAGGAGACGGAGGUUGAGCGUCUCAGCUGGCUCGGACCCGGGCGGGGAGUCUUUUCUCGACCAUGGCGUCCUCCUCCGGUGAGGACGUAACCGGCGAGGAGAACCGGGAGGAGAAUAUCGGCAUGAACUUGAUGGAGUUUUCGGAUGAAAUCCUCUUGCACAUCUUGCGAUAUACUCCCGUGUCGGAUCUUGUCUUGAACGUCCGAAGCGUCUGUCGGAAACUUUCCGCCCUCAGUCUCGACAAAAGCCUCACUCACACUGUGAUGCUGCAUAAAGAUUACCAGGUGGACAAAGACAAGGUGAAACAGCUGAUGAAGGAGAUCGGAAAAGAGAUCCACGAGCUGGACAUGACCGGCUGUUACUGGUUGCCUGGCUCGACUGUUGAUCAGGUGACCCGCUGCAAGAAUUUGGUGAAGCUGAACCUCUCUGGCUGCCACCUCACCUCCCUUCGCCUUUCGAAGAUGCUCUCGGCCCUGCAGCACCUCCGCUCCUUGGCCAUCGACGUGAACCCCGGGUUCGACGCCUCCCACCUGAGCAGCGAGUGCAAAGCCACCCUGAGCCGGGUGCUGGAGUUGAAACAGACCCUCUACACGCCCUCCUACGGGGUGGUUCCUUGCUGCACCAGCCUGGAGAAGCUGCUGUUGUAUUUUGAGAUCCUCGAUCGAUCCCGGGAAGGUCUGAUCAUCUCUGGGCAGCUCAUGGUAGGGGAGAGCAACGUGCCCCAUUACCAGAACCUACGGGUUUUCUACGCCAGGUUGGCACCUGGCCCGGUCAACCAGGAAGUGGUGAGGCUGUACUUAGCAGUGCUGAGCGACCGGACGCCGGAAAAACUUCACGCUUUCCUCAUCUCCGCCCCCGGUGGGUUUGCCCAGAGCUGCGCCGUUAAAAACCUCUUGGAUUCCAUGGCCAGGAACGUGACGUUAGACGCCCUUCAGCUGCCGCGGUCCUGGAUGAACGGAUCCAACCUCCUGCAGCACUUGAAGUUCAGCAACCCUUUUUACUUCAGCUUCAGCCGCUGCAGUUUGUCCGGCGGGCAGCUGGUCCAGCGAGUGUUGAACAGCGGCAAAGACCUGGGCAGUUUGGUCAGCUUGAACCUGAGCGGCUGCGUCCACUGCCUGUCGCCCGAUUCCUUGUUGCGGAAAGCGGAGGACGACAUCGAUAGCGGUAUCGCCGAAACCCUGGUGGACACCUGCCGUAACCUGAAGCACCUCAACCUCUCGGCCGCCCACCAUCACAGCCCGGAAAGCCUGGGGAAGCACCUUUGCCAGAUCCUCGCUCGCCUGAAAGGCCUCCUCUCCCUGGCGCUGCCGGUUUGCGCCGUGGCUGACGGGGCCGCCGCCCUGCUGACGGUCGACAAGCCUUCGGUGCAGCCGGUGGCUCACUCGGUCUCUCAAGGGUUUGGGAAAAAAGUCCGGAUCGGGGUGCAGACCUAUCCCAGGAACUGCUUGGAGCAGAGCCAUCCCAGACCGCCACCUUCCGUCUUUUGGACUCUUCUGGAAAGCCUCCCGUUUCUGGAAAAGUUGGAGCUGAUCGGCUCCAGUUUUUCCUCGGCCAUGCCGCGGAACGAGCCGGCCAUUCGGAACUCUCUGCCCCCUUGCAGCCGGGCGCAGCAUAUCGGGGAUGCUGAAGUGGCCGCCAUUGGCCAGCUGGCCUUCCUGCAGAGCCUCACCUUGGCUCAGCUGCCCAAUAUUCUCACGGGCUACGGGCUGGUGAACAUUGGGGUGCAGUGCCAGCGCCUGCGGGCUCUCUCCUUGGCCAACCUGGGCCUGAUGGGGAAAGUGAUGUAUGUGUCGGCUCUGGUGGACAUGCUGAAGCACUGCAGGUGUCUUCAAGAUCUCAGGCUUGAGCAGCCCUACUUCCACGCCAACGCCCAGUUCUUCCACGCCCUGAGUUGCUGUUCCUCCCUGCAGCGUCUCUGCAUCAUCUCCCGGAGCGGGACCCUCCAGUCCGACGCCGUGGUGUCGUUCAUGGCUGCCUGCCGCGAGGUGAUCAUGUGCCACAUGUUCAUGGGGGAAUCGCUCACCCUUUGCAAAAACCUGCAGCAGACCCUGAUACGGAGUUUCCAGGCGGAACGCCCUGCGCUGAACGUGGUUGUGUUCCCUCUCCUGCACGAAGACUUAACCGAGGUCAUCCGGGAUGUCCCCAUGAUGCACCUGGACGAGAUCACCUUGUUCAAAAGCCGAGUGGCCGAGGAGCCGCCGAAUUUGUGGUGGUGAUGGGCGGAGCACCCCCGGAUUUGGACCCAGAAGCUGGCCACUUUUCUUCGCCUCCUCCUCCUUGGUCGAGAGUUGUUGCUUUUGGAGUCUCGUGGCCGUUGUUGGAACGCUGUUUGGAUGCUGCUCCGAGGAUCUCACUCGGGGCAAAAUUUGCCCAUGGGAAAGAAAUUGUAACCGCCAUCACCAUUAAUAUUAUUAUUAUUAUUUUUUUUAAAAAAUGCUAGCCCUUCCUCGUUUCUGCAAAACGUGGGAACGAACGGCAGCUAGAAAUGGGACCUUUUCCCCAUUCAGUGUUCCUUCCUUGCUAUUUAAUGUCUGAAUUCUUGUUUUAACUUGAGGUGGGAUUCAAGGUAAGAAAAAAACGUCAGCUUGAAAGAAUGUACUCUUCUCCCCCUCCUCUUCUGAGUCGCCUCAGUCCCUGGUUUGGGGAAGCAACCUGAUUUUCCCAUCUUCGUCCCUUGUGUGAGUUUUUCCUCACAACCUGGGCCCCUUGAAGCUGUUGUGGAGUUCAACUCCCAGGAUUCCCCCCCCCCCGCCGCCGCCGCCCCCGCAGCCAGCAUGGAGACAAAGUCUUCACACUUCACACUUGCCCAGAGCUGAGAAACAUCGCUCUUCUGCUCCAGGAUUAUGGUUUCCUUCACUCUUUCAGGCAGGGGACUCCAACCUUGGCAACUUGAAGACUUGUGGACUUCAACUCCCAGAAUUCCUCAUCCAGCUCUGCAGAGUCUUCAACUCUUAAAGUUGACCAAGGUUGGAGACCCCUGAUCUAGAUGGUGACAUUCGGGUGGCUUCAUAGACGAAGCGAACGACACCCUUGUGAAGAGGGAGUCUAUCCAUCCCCUCUCCUUUUCUCCCCCUGAAAUCCGACAAUCCUUUUGAAGAGAGAUUUCUCAAAGCGAGCUGCGGCACUAAAGUUACCGUCUUGGGCCGAGCCUUUCAUUUCUACCCCUUGACAAAACACCACUGGUAGUCCAGUCUACCUCUUGAGGGGCAGGUUAAGGUUCCUUGGUGACCCCCGGGCUAACUUUGAGCCAGCUACUUCCCUUCAAGGAAACCCUUCUGGUCUUGGCUUUCUAGGUUUUCAAGUAAGGGUGUCCCUUUAAAGACCUGUGGACUUCAACUCCCAGAAUUCCCCCAGCCAGUUGGAAUUCUGGGAGUUGAAGUCC